AUGUUCAUUUGUGAAACAGGUGGUCAGGACUGCCCAAGGGUGUUUGCUAAACUGAGCAGGCUCUUCUUGCACACCAAGAACAUCUGUGGAAUGAGAGCUCAUCCAAGUCUGGGCUUCCUCACUGGCUGUCUGGGCACUUUAGGCAUCAGAGAAUCACAGAGCUGGCCCUCUGAGUUCGUGCAAGUGACAUAUAGACACCAGGUCAGUUCCAAUCAGACCUCCCCUGUGAUAGCGUUCGUUCUCCUGGGGCUCUCUGCCCAUCCAAAGCUGGAGAAGACAUUCUUCAUGCUCAUCCUGCUGAUGUACCUGGUGAUCCUGCUGGGCAAUGGGGUCCUCAUCCUGGUGACCAUCCCUGACUCCCGCUUGGACACACCCAUGUACUUCUUCCUGGGGAACCUGUCCUUCCUAGGCAUCUGCUGUACAACCUCCUCAGUCCCACUCAUCCUUAAUAGCUUCCUGACUCCCAGAAAAACCAUCUCCUUGUCAGCCUGUGCAGUGCAGAUGUUCCUCUCCUUUGCCAUGGGAGCCACAGCGUGUGUUUUCCUGAGCGUGACGGUGUUUGAUCGCUACGUGACCAUCUGCAACCCCCUUAGGUACUCUGAAGUCAUGAGCAAAGCUACUUAUGUGCCCAUGGCUGCCGGCUCCUGGGUAGCUGGAAGCCUCACUGCCAUGGUGCAGACAUCCCUUGCAAUGAGGCUGCCCUUCUGUGGAGACAACAUCAUCAACCACUUCAUCUGUGAGAUUCUGGCUGUCCUGAAGUUGACCUGUGCUGAUAUCUCUGUCAAUGUGAUCAGUAUGGGAGUGGCCAAUGUGAUCUUCCUGGGGGUCCCAGUUCUGCUCAUCACUUUCUCCUAUGUCUUCAUCAUUGCCACCAUCCUGAGGAUCCCCUCAGCUGAGGGGAGGAAAAAGGCCUUCUCUACCUGCUCUGCCCACCUCACUGUGGUGAUCGUUUUCUAUGGGACCAUCCUCUUCAUGUAUGGGAAGCCCAAGUCUAAGGACCUGCUGGGCAAACAGGACCUUGCAGACAAACUCAUUUCCCUUUUCUAUGGGGUGGUGACCCCCAUGCUCAACCCCAUCAUCUACAGCCUGAGGAACAAGGACGUGAAGGCCGCUGUGAGAAGCCUGGUAUUUCAGAAACACUUCCCACAGUGA
Molecule: messenger RNA, 1152 nt
Organism: Piliocolobus tephrosceles (Ugandan red Colobus)
Lineage: Eukaryota; Metazoa; Chordata; Mammalia; Primates; Cercopithecidae
Product: olfactory receptor 13C7-like
Biological process (GO): G protein-coupled receptor signaling pathway
Cellular component (GO): membrane
Molecular function (GO): olfactory receptor activity; G protein-coupled receptor activity
Source: RefSeq, a predicted model, not a curated record